AGAGGAAGGAAAGGACAGUUGUGUCUCAGCUACUUUAAAUAUGUAUCAACCACAGAACUGACACUUAGUAACAGUUCCCACACACUACCAGUAAGUUGACUCACUGUACAAGACCUCUCCCCUUCACUUCACUCUACUGCAGGGUGGGAGGUGCAACAAUGGUCAUGAGAACAGCAGGAAGUGUGUUGGUGGUCUUUCUCUGGUCUGUAGCAGUGGUACUGGGUCAGAAUGGCUGGAGUGUUACAUACACCACUCAGAGUAUCUGUACCUUGAAGGGGUCAACAGUGGAUCUGUCCUGCUUUAUCAGAUAUCCCAGUUGGCCUAAAGUCAAAACAACCUUCUGGUUCACCAAAAUGUAUGAUGUGGAGAAUUAUGUAAAUCUGAAAGAUGACCCAGUCUACCAAGGUCGUGUGACGUACCGUAGUGAUAAGACGAAUGGCCACACCCUGAGAAUCACAGACCUGAGAGAAAGUGACUCAGCUGAGUACAAAUUCAGAUUUGUAACAGAUCAGACUGGAGGGAAAUAUACUGGUGAUCCUGGAGUCACUCUGUCUGUUACAGACCUGCAGGUGAAGGUGACCACUACAUGGUGGUCAACGACACUGACCUGUAGCACCACCUGUACUCUGACUGGUAACCCCACCUACAUCUGGUACAGGAACAGUAAGAUUGCGCAAAAGGACCCCUCCCCCUCAUACUCAUUGUACUUAAAAACUGAAGACAGCUUCUACUGUGCUGUAAAAGACAUCAAUUCUCCUGCAGUGUACGGCCCAAAGAACACCUCAGUGUCAGUCAGUCCCUCUGGUGAAAUAGUGGAGGGCAGUUCAGUGACUCUGACCUGCAGCAGUGAUGCCAACCCACCUGUGGACAAAUACACCUGGUACAAGAAGAACGUAACCUCACCAAAAGCAUCAGGACAGAGGUACAGCAUCACUGACAUCAUCUCUGAGGACAGAGGAGAAUAUUACUGUGAGGCCCAGAAUAGAAGAGGAUCUAUGAACUCUACAGCUCUGAUGAUCAUUGUAGCAGGGAAACCAACCUCCUUUGUGACUGCAGCUGUAGGAAGCAUAGUGGUUGUUCUGGUUCUCAUCCUCUGUCUCUCUGGUUUCAUGUGGUUCAGGAAGAAGGCCUCCAAAUCCACCUCUGACACAAGAGACACAUCAGAGAAUGUACAGGGAGACUCUAGUCCAGUGUAUGACAACAUCUCAGGCAUGGCCAUGACCUCUACUGCAGCACAGACAGAGUCCACAGACAACCAGGAUUAUGUUCACUAUGCCAGCGUCCACUUCUCUGGCUCCAAAAACCAGGAAGUGCCUCUGUACUCCACCGUCCAGCUGCCUCAGCCCCAGAUUCAGGACGAGGAUGUCCAGUAUGCUGCUGUGAAAUUCAGCCGGCCCCAGUGCUGCCACCCGGUGAAUAUUUUCUGCCAUUACAACAGAGUCAAUACUAGAACACUGAACUCACAGACAUCAUCAAGGGCAUUCAUAUGCUGCUGUUUAUUGGAAGAGUAGACAAUGUCAUCAAUAAGCAAAACAGUUGACCCCCUAGUGACAACUCAUUGUUCCCUGAGAUCUCCCUCCAUCAAUAGCUGAAGCACAGGGGGAUGGUGGCACCUUAAUUGGGGAGGAUGGGCUUGUGGUAAUUGCCGGAGCAGAAUAAGUGGAAUGGUAUAAAAUACAUAAAACACAUGGUUUCCUUUCUAUUUGCCUCGUUCCAGCCAUUAUUAUGACCCGUUCUCACCUCAGCAACCUCCUUCAGGACAAAGUGCAUUUCCUUGAACUCAUGAUAUGGUGGAACAAUGGACAUUUGUUGCACUCAGGGUUGUGGUCAAUUCCAUUUCAAUUUAGGAAAAUUCCAAUUCCAAUUGUUCCUCAUUGAAAAGCAUUGAGAAAAUAUGACAUUUCAGUUUACUUCCUGAAUUGAAAUGUGUUUUAGUUGUGUCUUUAGACUAAACUUUAGCAAAAGACAAUCUGCACAAGACUAUACAGCUGCACUCUUAUUUGAUUUGAUGUAUGACAUUAACUUGGCGUUGAUAUCGAGACUGUCAAGUAUGAUAUUAUAACGCUUUUUAAUCACUUAUCUAAAUGUGUUUCUUACUUUUUGUCAAAUGUGAUGAGUGGCCAGUGUUUGUUUAUCCAUGAGAAAAGGUUAAUAAAUGCUUUCACCCUC
This is a messenger RNA of Oncorhynchus tshawytscha (Chinook salmon), 2169 nucleotides long. Its product is annotated as B-cell receptor CD22-like. The record is from RefSeq and is a predicted model, not a curated record. The coding region runs from base 159 to 1511 and encodes 450 amino acids. NCBI's taxonomy places the organism in Eukaryota, Metazoa, Chordata, Actinopteri, Salmoniformes, Salmonidae. The transcript is spliced from 8 exons.